AUGGAAUUGAGACAGAAAAUUGACCCUGCAAUCUAUGCAUCUGCAAACGUGUCCUGUUUAUCGCAUCUAGCGAAAACAGUGACUGCUAUUAAGGGAAAAUUGGCCCCUAGACAGCUAGCCAUGUUUAGRAAAACCAUAUUCGGUCAUUUGCUAGACGUCGACCUCGUUUUUAACGGGCCAUUGGUACACAAUAUAUUACUUAGGGAGGUUGAAGAUAGUACAGUGGACAGUAUUAGUUUCAACCUGUUUGGGAGGAAGGUGUCGUUUGGACGGAGGGAGUUUGACCUUAUUAGUGGCCUUAAGUCUGACCUUGUCUUGAGUGAUUUAGAAGACCUAUAUGAAGCCGCCCAGUUUCAGGAUGACUUCGAUGCGGUUAAGGUAUCCAUUGUUUACAUGGUCGAAAUGGUCUUGCUAGGGAGGGAGAGAACUGUGAAGUUCGACCAGACGCUGUUAGGAAUAGUGGAUGAUUGGGAGGUCUGCUGCAACUACGACUGA
Momordica charantia (bitter melon) is the source of this 495-nucleotide messenger RNA. The record is from RefSeq and is a predicted model, not a curated record. Lineage: Eukaryota; Viridiplantae; Streptophyta; Magnoliopsida; Cucurbitales; Cucurbitaceae.